AUGGCCACAAGCCCUCUUGUAGGGUUGCUUGGAAAACUGAAUCAUGUAGCGAUUGCUACUCCAGAUUUGAAGAAGAGUUCAGACUUUUAUAAGAAACUAGGAGCAACUGUGAGCGAGGCUGUGCCUCAACCUGAACAUGGCGUUUACACUGUGUUUGUUCAAUUAGAAAACAGCAAGAUUGAACUUCUCCAUCCAUUCGGCGAAAAAUCACCUAUUCAGGCUUUCCUUAAUAAGAACAAAGAUGGUGGCAUGCACCACAUAUGCAUUGAAGUGACUGAUAUUCAUCAGGCUGUCGAGCACGUAAAAAGCAUCGGCAUCAGAACUUUGGGAGAAAAACCCAAAAUAGGAGCUCAUGGCAAGCCUGUAAUGUUCCUUCACCCCAAAGACUGUGGAGGUGUUUUGAUGGAGUUAGAGCAAGUAUAA
This is a messenger RNA of Auanema sp. JU1783, 423 nucleotides long. The record is from the annotation of a GenBank genome assembly. Lineage: Eukaryota; Metazoa; Nematoda; Chromadorea; Rhabditida; Rhabditidae.